Messenger RNA from Rotaria socialis, 276 nucleotides. The record is from the annotation of a GenBank genome assembly. Lineage: Eukaryota; Metazoa; Rotifera; Eurotatoria; Philodinida; Philodinidae.
AUGAGUCAAAUGUGUAAUCGAUGUUGGAGUACAAAUAUAAAUUUAAUUAUCUUAUGGUGUGGACAUUACAUGUGUCAAAGUUGUCUUUCAAAGAAUAUUAUUGUAGAGAACGGUCAAUUAGUAGCUAUAUGUACUUGUGCCCAGUCAACACCAGUUGAUAUUCACAUCAAAGGAAAAAGUCACCAAAGCAUGGAAUCAAUUGGUAAUUCAGUAGCUGCAUCGAAUACAUGCGGUCGUAGUGAUCAAAAUUUGCUUUUUAAUACAGUAACACGUUGA